ACGCCACGCGAAGAAGACCAACACGUGUUUCCGGUUUUGCUCCACGUGAUUCCGGUGUGGGGAAAAAGACUCGAGUGUUCGUAACCUGAAGUCUCAAGAUGGUCCGAAAGCUGAAGUAUCACGAGCAGAAGCUGCUGAAGAAGGUGGACUUCAUCAACUGGGAGGUGGACAACAACCUGCACGAGGUCAAAGUGUUGCGGAGGUUUCGCAUCGAGAAGAGGGAGGAUUACACCAAGUACAACAAACUAAGUCGUAACAUCAGAGAUUUGGCUCAGAAAAUCCGAGACCUGGACGAAAAAGACGGCUUCAGAGCUCAGAGUACACACCAUCUUCUGGAGAAACUGUACGGCAUCGGCCUCAUCCCCACUAAACAGAACCUGUCCCUCACAGAGAAAAUCACAGCUUCCUCGUUCUGCAGGAGGCGGCUGCCCAACAUCAUGCUCAACCUCCGCAUGGCAGAAAACCUGAAAACAGCCAUAACCUUCAUCCAACAAGGACAUGUGCGAGUGGGACCGGACAUCAUCACCGACCCGGCCUUUCUCGUCACCAGGAAUAUGGAAGACUUCGUCACCUGGGUCGACUCCUCCAAGAUCAAGAAACACGUCAUGAAUUAUAACGAGGAGAGAGACGACUUUGAUUUGAUGGCGUGAGGCGGGUUCCCACGUCGCUGGAAGAGAGAGAGACGACUGUUCAGCCUGAGGAGGAGAGGAGGAAUCUGACUGGCUUGAAGACGGAGCUCUUCUCUUAGCUUCACGCUGUUUGACAGACGCUGGGAAGAUUUAAACAUUUGAAGCCGACUCUUAUCUGUGAUGGAGCAAAAAGCUUCUUUUCUUUUUUUUUAAAAGGAUCACCUUAGAUGUUUACACAGAUGACAGUUGAUUUUAUUUAACAGUAUGUACAGGAACAGAAAAAAAAAGUCUUUAUUUUGUCUUUUUCAGUUUGGAAUCCUCAGAUCUCUGACGGCAUUUCUGUGCGUCUUGUUAAAAAUCACACAGGCUACCUACCUUUAUUUUUCACCCCCUCAAAAAACUAUUCCUCCUUUUUUAAUUUAUUUUCAGCCUCAUCAGAGCUACGAGCGAAUCCACUGCAGUUCAGGAUACUGCUGCUGCUGCCGUCUUCAUGUCAGGGAUCGUUUCCUCUGUGGAUCCGUUACUUUGGUCUGUCUCUUUACUUCCUGAUCCCUCCUCUGAAUUAAAACUGCAGCAGUUAUCUGAGGUCGUGUGACUUUUAAAAAAAAAAAAAAAACCCACCAGCUGUUUUCUCUCGCUGUAUAGAUGUUAUAUAAACUGUUUCAACACGUCUUGAAUUUG
This is a messenger RNA of Salarias fasciatus (jewelled blenny), 1310 nucleotides long. RefSeq names its product IMP U3 small nucleolar ribonucleoprotein 3 (gene imp3). Gene Ontology annotation, cellular component: Mpp10 complex; small-subunit processome. The transcript has 7 exons. Lineage: Eukaryota; Metazoa; Chordata; Actinopteri; Blenniiformes; Blenniidae. Bases 99 to 650 code for a protein of 183 amino acids. The record is from RefSeq and is a predicted model, not a curated record. Gene Ontology annotation, biological process: ribosomal small subunit biogenesis; rRNA processing. Gene Ontology annotation, molecular function: rRNA binding; snoRNA binding.